Moneuplotes crassus is the source of this 1219-nucleotide messenger RNA. Lineage: Eukaryota; Ciliophora; Spirotrichea; Euplotida; Euplotidae. The record is from the annotation of a GenBank genome assembly.
UUGUACCUCCUCAGCUUAAAAGAGUAAAAAAGGCAAAGGAGUGUAAGAAAAAGAGAUUAAAUAAGUCACUAACUGGGACCAAAUGGAUUAAUACAUCUAAAAAUAUGGAAGAAAGUAAUGCUCCUCCUAGGGACUGAAUCCUUCUUCAAACAGAGGCUAAGCCCAAUAGGAAAGUAUCUAAAAAUAAUAAGAAGUUAGUAAGACUCGUUUCAGAUGCACUCGAAGGAUGAGUAGAAGUUCUUGAAUGCGUAAGAUAAGACAGCAGCUAGUUAAACAAAUGGCAGAUAAGUCCGAUGCCCAAAAACUGCGGGCCUCAGAUAGGCACAAAGAAAAAUAUGAAAAAAUAUCUGGGAAUCAAAAUGGGAUCCAAAAGAAGCUGUCAGAAAAAUAUGAAGACACCAGGCCUUCAUCGAAGAUUCGGAUCAGACCAACAAAAAGUAAGGCUAGGAAGAACAGGCCUGAGAUCGCCCUUGCUUUACAAAUGCAGGAAGCUAGUACUAUUUCUGGCAAAAUUGCAUUGCCUAAGAGAAUCAAUAAGAAAUUUGAAAGAUUCAAGGAAGACUUAAGCCAUCACUUUUUAUUAGAUAAACCGUCAAAUGAGAUCUUAGGUCAAGAGACUACGGAUGAUGCUACUAGUGUUGAUCAGCAUGUUGAUGAAACUAUUGAGAAAUCAAAACUUCCUAAGGCAAAAUUGAGGCUAAAGAAGAAGAGGAUGACUAUCUCAAACUUGGCUGAUCAUCCACCACAAAACCCUAACAAGUUAUUAUUCCAGAAUCCAACUAGACUGAGGAAUAAACUACCAACUUCAAAAAGAUUUGAUAAAUUCCAAAGAUUAGGAGCUAACUCUGUUAAAAGGAACCAUAACAAAACUCUUGAAAUAGAUAGCAUUGUUCUGCCAGAGAUUCCAUCAAAUAGAAAGACCCCUUUGAAGAAACUCGAUAAAACUUUAGAGUUCAAUAGGAAAAUCUUUCAUAGAGAGCAACAGAACCCAUUAAGAAUACAAAGAACCAAAAGAACAAGAAAGUUCAGUGAUAUCGAAGAAGCAAGGAAAUUUGAGCAGUUGAAAUUAAUCACUGGAGAUACUAAGCCUCACCCAAAUAUUCAGAAAUCAAGCAAUAUGAGGUUAUACGGAAAAGACAUACUCAACGGCAGAAGAGGGCACCGUAUGUAGUUCAGUUUGCAAUAAAGAGGUAGAACGUUCGCUUAAUAAUAUGGAAAU